Messenger RNA from Leptopilina boulardi, 1526 nucleotides. Its product is annotated as E3 ubiquitin-protein ligase MARCHF3-like. The transcript is spliced from 6 exons. Gene Ontology annotation, molecular function: ubiquitin-protein transferase activity; zinc ion binding. Gene Ontology annotation, biological process: protein ubiquitination. The record is from RefSeq and is a predicted model, not a curated record. Lineage: Eukaryota; Metazoa; Arthropoda; Insecta; Hymenoptera; Figitidae. The coding region runs from base 186 to 1145 and encodes 319 amino acids.
UUGUGAAAAAUUGAAAUCAAUCUUCACGGGAGGAAGAAAAAAUGGAGUGUAUCAAAAUGACAGUAACUCGAAAAUUUAGACAAAACAUUUUUUGCAUUUUCAAAUAGUUUGGCUUUAAAAUAAACAAAAUUUUCUUUUAUUAUAACUCAACAAUAUUGUUUCAUAAUGUUUUAUAAACAACAUUGAUGUCAACCAGUCGGGAAAUUUCAUCCGAAAAUGAAAAUCAAUCGAGUGACGUAGCGACCAACCGUGACUAUGAGGAUUCUCCACUUGAUUCUAAAAUCGAAAUCAACAAGCCGGAGGAAGAGAAUAAACGGAAGCUCACUUCGAUGCUAAAAGAAUACGAAUGGGACAAGAAAGACGAAUCUCAGGAAAAAGAGGCGCAUUGCCAGAAGGAUGUAGAAAGUGAAAACAGUUCAAAUAAUGUUGGAGACAUAUGUCGAAUAUGUCAUAUGGGAAAUUUUCCACCUUUACGUGUAAAUCGUACUUUAUGGGAAAGAAGAACUCAUCGUAAUCGUCAAAUCGAUAUUCAAGCAUCAAGUGGAUCAAAUUUUGCUUACUUGGGGCCAUUGAUUUCAGCUUGCAAAUGUCGGGGAACUGUUGGAUUGGUUCACGUAGAGUGCCUUGAGCGAUGGCUGACAGAAUCGGGUCACAUCAGGUGCGAAUUAUGCGGUCACAAAUUUUCAACAAAAAGAGUUCCACGACACAGUAUCUACCAGAGUAUUGUCAUUUGGUUCAAAACUGUUUUUGCAACUCGUCAGAUGAUGGUGGAUAUUCUCUAUCUUGCCGCUACUACACCAUUGGCCCUAUUUUCAAUCUACGUGUGUGCUCUUGCUCUAAAAUUGUUAGUAAAAAGGGGAAUUUACGAAGUGCCAUGGAUGGUGAUAGCAAUGCUACCAACAUGCUCAUUGACAUUGGUGGCUUACUGGGGAUGGCUCAUAACACUUGGAAGGUACAUCGCCAGAUUUCACAGUAGACGGUGGCAAACAUUUUGGCGGCAUAAUUUUAUCGUGAGAUUGAUACCCGAAAAUGUCAAUGAAUUAACGAGAGGUGUAACGAGAGAUGAUUUGCCCGAUAAUGCAGAAGAAAUGGAAUUGGACCAGUGGCAAGAGGAGGAUGUUAAUAUUUUUUUGAACGUAAAUUAACGUCAUAUAAAGUGAGAUAGACAUCUUUUGCCGUGAAUAUUUGCGUAUACUGGACUGGACUCACCAUUUGCAAAGUUAUAUACACACAACACAGCGACUCGUUUGAUUGCAUUUCAUUAAAUUUACCCUUCCUUAAUCAUCUCGUUAAUUAAAGACCAUCGCUCGUGUACAGGAAAUAAUUUACGGAUGCGCAAAGAUGCUUUAACGUGUAAUACUGAUUGGCCAUAAAAAAAUACUAUGCAAAAAUUAUUCUCCCCCCCAAAAAAAUCAAGAAUAAAUAUACUUAUUUUCAAAAGAAAAUAUGUUGAUUUUAAAAAUUUGUUAUUUAUCACUUACUUAACUAAUUUAUAGUAACUUAAAUACAUGUACAUUUUUUAAAUC